This is a messenger RNA of Drosophila teissieri, 635 nucleotides long. RefSeq lists its product as uncharacterized. The record is from RefSeq and is a predicted model, not a curated record. The coding region runs from base 102 to 449 and encodes 115 amino acids. Lineage: Eukaryota; Metazoa; Arthropoda; Insecta; Diptera; Drosophilidae. The transcript is spliced from 2 exons.
CAGCAGCACUUGCGCACCAGCAUCCCAGUUGAUAACAUCGCUCGAUCCAGAGUUCCACCAGAGAUUACCAGAACGAAAGUCCAGUGACAGUAUCAAGCAAAAUGUCGCACUUCACCUCCGCCGUUGCCGCACUCCUCGUCCUCAGCCUGCUCGUCAUCCUUGGCGGCCAAGGAGCCCAGGCGGCCGUUGCCAAAGUCAAACUGAGCAAUUCAGCGCAUCCCGGCAAGUGUGUGCUGGACGCGCACACGAUCCUGUCGCCCGGACAGACGGGACUGGCGCCGAAUCUGCAGUGUGUGCGGGCCGAGUGCCAUGCGGAUGGCGUGGUGACCUUCAAGACCUGUGAUGCAGUUGCUCCACCACCCGGCUGCAAGCAGCGCGACUUUGUGAACAUCAAUCGCGACUUUCCCGAGUGCUGCGAGCGGAAAUACAAUUGCGAGAAGCACAUCUAAAGCGAAUUAAUUCAAUCCUACUAAUCCUACAAUUGCUCACCUAUGCAAUGGUAUUGUUUUUAACCUCGAUCCAUGUUUUUUUUUGUUUGUUUUUUUUUUAUUUAUUGUGUAUACUACAACAUAACAAUUAAAAUGUAAACGCUUAGCAAUACAAUUAAAUAAUUUAAUAGAAUCAUUAACAGAAAA